AUGCCGCCCAAGGAUGUGGCAACCAAGAAGCCGCCGAAAGCCGUCGGAAAGUACGAUUAUCUCCUGAAACCAGUCACCGACCUUGUUGACAACUUCGCCAUUGAUAUAUUACAUGUUUGUUUCAUCUUUCGAUUCUCUCAUUAGAAAAAAACAUGGAGCCCUAUUUUUCAUUUGGGUAUAGAUAAAAUAUUAUCAUAUGGAUAUGUUAAAAAUUUCAGGAGAUCGAAAAGUUUCUAGAAGACCAAGAAAAAGCUCAGAGUGAAGGCGAUGGUUACACUCGGUUCAAUUUUCCCGAGGCUUCGAUUUUAAUUCAAGCCACGACACAGAUUUACGGCCGCAAGGUUCGUUCGUAUUCACAAGAGUUGAGGAAGAAGUAGAAAAUCGCUUUUGUGAACAUUUUCAUCAAUAAUUCUGUAGGUGGACUACGUUUGCGACCAAACAUAUGCGUUAUUGGAUACAUUGAAGGGUACAAACACCCAUUCACAAGGUUCUCAUUUCGAUGUUCUAUGAUAACAUGAGAAGUCGAUUUCAGGAGCAAAUGCUAGAGGCGCAAGACGGAAAAGAGGAGUGGCUCUUGGAGCAUUGUCCUUCGAACUCGAGGAUUAUACGAAAGAGAUCGAGACGCUCAUCGAGAAGACAGAUUCUCAUGACAGGGAUCUUAAGAGAAUCCGUCAGUUUCAGUUUUAUAAUAAAAAUUAAGGAAAGAUCGAUGAAAGUUUUUAUGAUAUUUUCGUAUCACAUUCUUUUUCGCAUAAAAAGCUUUUUUUCUAUUGAGGAAAUUUUUUUAAGCCUUUAAAGGGCGAAUAGUUAAAAAAAUGUUAUAAUUCUCGUAUGUCUUUUCCUCAAAGGAAAGUAUGCAGUUUUCAAUUUUUGAACGAACAGUCCUGAAAAUUAAAAUGGUUUUUUUUACUUUCUAGAAAUUUAUGUUUUGAGAAAGACUUCUAAAAAAAAAUUAUUUUCCCAAAUUUUCUUAAAGACCAUAGUUUCAUCUGAAACUGUUGGUUUUUUUUUCCAAAAACAUCAAACCCAUGUUGUCUUUAAAAAGUUCUUUUAAGUGGACGACGUACGUUGCAUGAAAGAAAUCGAGAGGAUGCAGGAAAAGUUCACUAACGAAUACGUCUCUAAAGCAUUGCCGAGCCAUUUCAACUCCGAAAAACUAACUGAUUACCCAUUCUUGAGAUCUCAGGUUCAAUUUUCACUUUUUAUUUUUCUGUACAAGUGACCUCUGUUUCAGCAACCUAUUCUCUCAGCAAAAAAACGGCCAGAACUACUCGGGCGACUGGCUGAUUUUGAGGUCAAAAAAGCGGAAAUGGCGUUGGAGCAGGUUCGGCGGAAUUUUCUCAUCUACUGGAACAGAGAGCCGUUCAGCAAGUUGCGAUUGUUCGCGACGACUACAUGAAGGACGUCAACGAGUUCACGUUGCCUGGAUCGGUCUACGUCCCUUCGAAUUAUCUUGAGACCAAUUUCGGAGUUCCUGAACUCGAUUUACCCAAGCACAACGAUUUCUGCUCAAGACCGAAUCCUUAUGGACCUUUCAAAGAUGGUUAGUGAGCGGGAAAAAAUAUUAUGGAUCAAGAGAUCCUUGAGGAGAAGAGCAUUCCUAAAAAAAAAGGAGAAAAUGAACUACAUAUCAAAUAUAUCAAAAGCUCGAGACUGUUUUUAUGCAGGAAAAAUUAAAAAAAAUUUUUAUUUUUAUCCAAAAAACCUACGAUAGACUAGCCAAGAGCACCUAAAUAAAUGCUAAGUUCAUCUACGCCGAGGGAUGUUUUUUGAAGAUUUUUAAAUAUUUCAUUAAUAAUGUUUCUCGCUAUCUUUGUUCUUUUUCCCUGAGUUUGUUCAAUAAAAAAAAAACGAAAUUUUUUCAAUAUCAAUCAAUAUUUAUUGGUUGUUUUUAGUCAGAUGGUAUCGACUUACAAAUCAUACGAAAAAAAUCAAUAUAAUAAUAUAAAUUGUGUCACUAAUUGAAAAAUUCUUGCAGUACUGACGGGUCGGAGAAUCGUGGCGCCGCCACGGUGGUUCGUGGAGCAGGAGGCGACUCGAAUGGGGGUCCAUCGGCAAGUUUCCCGCGAGCCUCUCAGCGGAACGACGCCGCUCCCGACGCGGAUGCCUCUGGGCGCCAGGUCGUCCAAUUUUCUCGAGGCUCCGCGCGAGUUGAUCAACUCCCAGGUCAAUACGACUGUCGAGCCGAAUUUCGAUAAAAGGUAACUGAACCCCGAAAAUGUCAAAAACGCGCAGUUAUAUAUUUGGAUUAUUUCAUGCUCUGAAAAAGAGAGAUAGCUUUUAUAAUUUUCUACAGCCUCUUCUGUGAAUGUUUAUUUUUGAGCGAUUUCAAAAGUUUAAGUUUCGUAGUUGAGCCCAGCUCAUAACUUUGAUCUUCGCGAAAAUAUCGCUUUAACCUUGCUGAAGCGAGGAAUGAGUCCUUGUAAGUGAGCUACGUCUUCCCUUUCUUAGAUCUUUAUUAUUUUUUGGCUAAUUUGCAACUUCUUUCGAGCUCCUAACUUCGAAAUCGUUCUUAGUUCAUGUCCUUCUUUUAAGAGGAAGUACUCGGCUGACAAAUGGCGUCUUCGCAAUGACGGAAAACCAAGAUUCUGAUGGCGCAGAAGCCAUGUCGUUUAAUGGAGACGACGAUGAUGAAAAGGAGCCGACGAGGCUUUUGAGAAAUGCUGUGACCGUUGACCCGGUAGGAAAUUCUUGUUCGAAGGAGACAAUAUCAGUGUGAGAAGUUUUCAAAUCAUUUUUGCAGUGGGACGAAGACUUGGACAUGGUCCCGAACGGCCACUUGACCCUCGACCAAUACGAAAAGAACGACUGGCGACGUUGCGUGGUCUCUCAGAACAGCGCCAAAAGCGCCACUGCUGAAGUUUUGUGCAAGAAAAUUGAAGUGAAACAAAUCAAUAUCAAAGAAACUUCAAUUUUGAGCUUUUCAGGCUGAGAAAGCAAAGGAGAACACGGGUCCCAAGCGGCUGAUGGAGACGUAUAACUACUUUCAGACGACGUUCUAUCUUAGAGAUCGGAAAAAAGCCGUUCCGACUGACUGGGUUAGAAAAAUUAGUUGUGAAAUGUCUCAAUGUACACUCUUGUGUUCGCUUUUAACUAAUUAGGAAAUGGUAAUUUUUUUAGAUAAUUUUAAAACAGUUUUACAUCUUUUCUUUUAAACUUGAGAAAAUUUUGAAUGGUUUAGAGCAGAAGAUAUGUUUGCGUUUUAUUGAUUUGUGCUGAUAAAUGGUUUUUAGGCCAUUCUAACAAUGGAAAGGAUUACCAAACUUUUAGUCGAAAAAUUUGAGAGACUAAUGAAAAAAAAAGUUUAUUCAUUGAAGGCUUCGUCAGUCCUUCGGUCGCUCAUCACGGAGAAGGUGAAGAAAAAUGCGCAAAAGGCGGAGAACGAACGGAGAGCAAAAGAAGAAGAUCGGAGGUACCAGGAAAUGCAGAGGCUGAAGCGGAAUUCGAGGCGGCGAAGCGCUGCGAUUCGUCUCGAUGACUUUGAGGAACCCAUGAGGCAGACGCCAGAUCAGAGGAGAACUUUGCCUGGAGGUUCGUAUCGCGAAAUAUCUCAGAAAUGAUAGCGUUUGUCAAAGUCAAGGAGUCAAGAAACUAACUAAAAUAAAACGUUUUUUUGUUCGGGAGUCUGCCUAAAUGGGUUUUAUUUGAUAACAAAUUCAAAAAAUGAAUAAAAUAAUAUUAUUUAUCGCUUUUGUUGAAAUCAUCUCCAUUAAGUUGUCAACACGGAUGCCAACGUUUCGAUGGAUCUCGACAUUCCCGACGACGACUAUGAUGAUGCCAACGAAUUCGACGUAGCCCCUAUGCCUGAUAUCCAACCUGUGAUCCGAAAAAUGGAUGAACUCUCAUGAUACUCCAACUCCAGGGAACUUCCGAGCUACGCUUUGCGGACAUUUCUGAAGACGAAAUCGAGACGAUUCUCAAUUUGCCGGACGAACAAUAUUUGAAAAGUGGGAAAUCUCGGAAGAUAAAUGUUUAUUUUGGUACUCAGGAGGCGUUCCUUUGCUUCAGAAGUUGACGAAAGAGCUGUCGGUAAAAGAGAUGAUGGCGUACAAGAUGGUUAGGUGAGUUAUCGGUUUCUUUUUCCAAAUGGAAAGAGCCAGAAUUGGGAUCACUUCGUUCAUUAAGUCUCGCUUGUUACUCACAGAAAUGACGUAAUUUUUGUUUUUACAGUAGAAAUGGCAUUCCAAACGUUUUAAAUCAAGAAAAAUUGUGAUUUCGGUAUAUAGUGCACGUUUACUUUGAACAACAUUUCGGGUAUUUGGACCUUGUUAACGCGAACCGGGCGUGUCGGUGCGUUUCUAGGGACCACUUAAUUGGCGUUAGUACUCUUAAGUGGCCCCUAUAAUUGCUCAGAAACGUUCGGAGCGUGUCCGGUUUUCGUUACCGAUAUCCAUGUACUUAUUUCAGUGGGUUGAAAGUUAGAUCAAUCAUCCGAUGUCUUAUUUUUUGCUCACUCUUUUUCGGCUCAAAGCUGAAAGAAAAAAAUAUAUUUUUGUUGCAAGACAAUCUUUUCGCAGAGUUUUCGAAGACGUGGACGACGACACGGAGAGUUCGCUGCAGAGCCGCGUCGACGCCUGGCAACACCGAGUAGAGCCCGUUUUAGAGGAGGAGGAGACCCGCAAAGAGUUCGACAUACAUUUAUACGGCGACCAGAUCAUCGAACAGUUUGAGAAGCCCCAGGAAGCCCGCGAUUUCACCGAGGUUAGGACUUUUGCUUUUAAUAAUACUUAUUCAUUGACAGGCAGAACAAAAUAAAAUGUACAAUAAUGGUUUUGAAGAGAAACAUUGGCAAAUUACCCUGAAAAGAAUAAAUUAAAAGCUAUUGAGGCCUCCCGAGCCAGUGGGGUAGCCCUGCGAAGAUUUUUAAAAAUAAUAAUUUUUUUAUAAGAAAAAUGAGCGAUUCCUUCUUUCAGCUGGUGGUCGGGAAGAAGUGGUACGAGAUCAGUCGCUACUUUUUUUGUCCUGCUUGCUCAUGGCCAAUACUAACAAUGUCAAGGUGAUGAAGUAGGAACGAAGUUAAAAGUUAAAGGCAAAAUGCGAUCGCUAUGGUAGUUAUAAAAAACAAUCUUCAGCUCUUCUAAAAACAAGUUUGUUCAAUAAUGAAUUCAAAAACACUCCAAAAUAAAAAUAAAGAGAACUUUUUCAUGAAUCUGUGUGUCCGGAACAGAAUUCAAAACCUUGAGGAUAAGGUAGUUUUUACGAAGGAGUCAUCUCUGAAAUUUUUUAUAUUUUAGUUUUUAUAGCUCAUUCAAUUCAACUUUUUUUGUCGAAAAAUUCAAUUUGAGCCCCAAUUUCAGUUAAAAUUUGAACAGCGGCUUCAGUUGUUCAUUUGACUCUUUGAAGGUGUUAA
Molecule: messenger RNA, 5350 nt
Organism: Caenorhabditis auriculariae
Lineage: Eukaryota; Metazoa; Nematoda; Chromadorea; Rhabditida; Rhabditidae
Source: the annotation of a GenBank genome assembly